This is a messenger RNA of Vespula vulgaris, 578 nucleotides long. RefSeq names its product histone H2B-like. Lineage: Eukaryota; Metazoa; Arthropoda; Insecta; Hymenoptera; Vespidae. Gene Ontology annotation, cellular component: nucleosome. Gene Ontology annotation, molecular function: structural constituent of chromatin; DNA binding; protein heterodimerization activity. Bases 81 to 452 code for a protein of 123 amino acids. The transcript has a single exon. The record is from RefSeq and is a predicted model, not a curated record.
GGUUCGCCUCAUUCUGUUCGAGACCGUUCGUGAGGUAGUGUCGUAUAUUUCACAGCGAAAGAAAAAAAACUGAUCUGGUGAUGCCGCCAAAAGCUAGUGGUAAGGCCGUAAAGAAGGCUGGAAAAGCACAGAAAAAUAUCAGUAAAACUGAUAAAAAGAAAAAGAGGAAGAGGAAGGAAAGUUACGCCAUUUAUAUAUAUAAAGUACUCAAACAAGUUCAUCCUGAUACUGGAAUAUCCAGUAAAGCUAUGAGUAUUAUGAAUAGUUUCGUCAACGACGUUUUCGAACGCAUAGCUGCCGAAGCUUCGAGAUUGGCUCAUUACAAUAAACGCUCGACUAUAACUUCUCGAGAGAUACAAACUGCUGUUCGACUUUUACUUCCAGGUGAACUCGCUAAACACGCAGUUAGCGAAGGCACCAAAGCUGUCACCAAAUACACUAGUUCAAAAUGAAUUUACAUACAGAUAUUUUAAACGGCCCUUUUAAGGGCCACAGAUAAUUUAUUUACGUUGAAUAUUUUCUCCACAUAAGAUCCUUUUUUUGUUUGAAUUAAUCGUUUGUUCGAUUAUUCGUUAUUG